CACUGCACACUGCAGUACAGAGAAAGUUAAAAAAAAGGCUCCCUUAUACCUCCACUCUUUCUCCUCCAUCCCACCACCAGACUUUCACUUUCCUCUUCCUUUUCCUCUGUCCUUUUUUCUUCCGCUCCCCCUUACUCACAGAUCCAAGCAGCCAUGGCGCCAUGUUCCAAGCUGUGCUCCCUGCUGCUGCUGCUGCUGCUGCAGUCUCUUCUCAUUCCUGCAGUGCUCUGCGCCGAGCGGCAAGAGCUGGGUGGGGAGGUGGAGGAGGAGGAUGAGGGAAUGAGCUUAGAUCUGGCCAGGGAGGCCAUUGGGUGGUCCUCCUCCGAGUUGGAGGAGAUGGUCGGCUUCAGCGACGACAGCGAGGUUGGUGGUGAGUUGGGGAGCAGGAGAUCUCUCUUCUGGAGGGCGCUGCACUACUACUACAUCAGCUAUGGCGCUCUCUCGGCCAACAGGAUCCCUUGCCCGCCUCGAUCUGGCAGAUCCUACUACACCCACAACUGUUACCGCGCCAGGGGCCCUGUGAGGCCAUACCACCGUGGUUGCUCUGCCAUUACUCGCUGCACCAGGAGCACCUACUGAACUCUCUCUCUAUCUCUUUCUCUGUGUCUCUCUCUCUGUAUAUUUUUUGUUUUCCUUUCGGCUAGUCGCCUCUUCAACAUCAUAAACUUUUCUUAUAUAUGCCUGCAACUUUAAAUGUGUACGCUUUUGUUUCCUUUGAAUGGGAAACUGGCGAAAUUUAUAUGUUUAUCCAUUUUGUUUUCCCCAUCAUGCUUAUCUGAUUGAUGCCUGAUGUUUACUAUAUUGCCUGGAUGAGAUCGGGCUUUGCUUUGAAAGAUAUCAUAUCAGGGGAGUGCUUGCUCAUGUAGAAACCGGAACAAAGCUGGUUCUGUAUUUUGUGGACUAUGGUUGUUUGUUCAUCGAAAAAGUAAUCUCUAUCUCUGUC
Molecule: messenger RNA, 943 nt
Organism: Nymphaea colorata (pocket water lily)
Lineage: Eukaryota; Viridiplantae; Streptophyta; Magnoliopsida; Nymphaeales; Nymphaeaceae
Product: protein RALF-like 34
Exons: 1
Coding region: 154-579 (141 amino acids)
Source: RefSeq, a predicted model, not a curated record